Messenger RNA from Rhagoletis zephyria (snowberry fruit fly), 655 nucleotides. NCBI's taxonomy places the organism in Eukaryota, Metazoa, Arthropoda, Insecta, Diptera, Tephritidae. The record is from RefSeq and is a predicted model, not a curated record.
AAUGACAUCUACGAAUGGGUUCGCGACCAUCGAACGCACCACAAGUACUCGGAGACGGACGCCGAUCCGCACAACUCCAAACGGGGCUUCUUCUUUGCCCACGUCGGCUGGCUGCUCUGUCGGAAGCACCCGCUGGUGAAGGAGAAGGGCGCUCAGAUUGACAUGUCAGACGUGUGGGCGGACCCGCUGGUUCGCUUUCAGCGUCGCUUCUACAUUCCCCUCGUCCUGCUCGUUUGGGGCGUCUUUCCCGUCUCGGUGCCGGUCUACUUUUGGAGCGAACCAGUGAUGGCCAUGGUUUUCGGCAACUUCUUCCGCUACAUCGUCUCGUUGCACCAGGCGUGGCUGGUCAACUCGGCGGCCCAUCUCAGCGGUGGGCAGUUCUACGAUAAGGCGUUGCAGCCGAGGGAGAAUCGGCUGGUCACCUAUCUCUCUAUGGGCGAAGGCUACCACAACUACCACCACACCUUUCCCUGGGACUACUCGGCGAGUGAGCACGGCUGGAGAGACAACUUCAACCUCGCCACGGCCUUCAUCGACCUCUGCGCCGCCCUCGGCCUGGUCACCGACCGUCGGGUGGUGUCGAAGGCGGUGGUGGAGGCGCGCAUCGCCCGCACCGGCGACCGCUCCCUCCUCCCGCCCUACUACGCCGCCGACC